CGAAAAAAGACAGAGCAAACAAUUUCCAGGCCCGCCGCGUCUGGCAGAAAAUAUGAGAAAAAAAUUAUUAAAAAUUCAGGAAAUAGUUGAAAGUGAGGAAAAAGUCCAGAGAGAGGAUGAGGAAGCUCCCAGGGCCCCUGAGUCCAGGCUGGGAUGACAACCUAAAGCUGUUAGUUCCAGUCACACCAGCACCAGUCAGGCGCCCUUCACCUGUCCAUGUAGACGCUCUGCCUUAGGGUGCCAUGGCCACAGGAACGGAGCGCCGCCAUGACCCUGUCCCAGAGAAGGCCAAGCUUUCACCAACUUUGGGGAAACGCAGGAGAGCAGAAGGGAAACCCAAGAAGAACUUUCCUUGUCAGGAGUGUCAAAAGGCGUUCAACAGCCUGGAGAAGUUGAAGGUUCACUCGUACUCCCACACGGGGGAAAGGCCCUACCGCUGCUCCCAUCCAGACUGCACCAAGGCCUUCGUGUCCAAGUACAAGCUGCUACGGCAUACAGCAACUCACUCACCAGAAAAAAGCCACAAGUGUUCGUACUGUGAAAAAAUGUUUCACCGCAAGGAUCACUUAAAAAAUCACCUCCACACCCAUGACCCACACAAGGAGGCCUUCUCCUGUCAGGAGUGCGGGAAGAGCUACAACACCAAGCUGGGCUUUAAGCGCCACCUGGCCCUCCAUGCCGCCAACAGCGGAGACCUGACCUGCCAGGUGUGCCUGCAGCUGUUCCCUAGCACCGCGGUUCUCCUGGAUCACCUCAAAACUCAUGCUGGCAAGACGUCCGGAGGGACCAAAGAGAAGAAGCAUUGCUGCGAGCACUGCGAGCGCCAGUUUUACACCCGCAAAGACGUGCGACGCCACAUGGUGGUGCACACCGGCCGCAAGGACUUCCUGUGUCAGUACUGCGCUCAGCGCUUUGGCAGGAAGGAUCACCUGACACGUCACAUGAAGAAGAGCCACACCAGAGAGCUGCUGAGGGUCAAAGCGGAACCCACCGACUCGCUGGAGACCCACGUCUUUGAUCUGCCUGCAGGAAGCAUCAAGGAUGAGAUUCCAGCACCGCUGACGGCGAGGUCCCACCAAGUGGGUGUGUUCUCGGGCUGUGGCCUGGACACGCAGCCCUUCUCCUCGCCUAAUAACCCCUUUUCUUUGAAGUACCCACUGUGCUCUAACUUUACCUCGUACAACAUCACCUCACAUGAGAGGGAGCAGAAUCUAAAGGGAGAACUGGAGACCUACUUGAUGGAGCUGCAGAACAUGCCAUCCUCAUCCUCUACCCCCCUGCAUCCUCAGAUCCCCUCCUCCAAACUGGAGCUGUUACCUCAUGUGGGUCUGUUGGAGGAAGCGAGCGAGUCAGGGUCCCUCUCUAAAAUGUCCACGCCAGCAGCAGACCCCGCACCAGACUCUGCGGCCUCGGCUUCCUCUCUUUUGGAUUUCUCACAGCUCUUCAACUUCCUGCCACAAAACGGGCCCGCAUACAGUCAGGUAGGGAGCGGUGGGGCCAGCAUGGGGCCUGCCGCUACCUUCCCACCAGCCGAGGAGCCCCUUACUCUAGUCCCACUGGCCCCGCAGACACCUGCAGGUCCAGAGACGGCAGAGAUCCCUCUCCAAGGACCCCCGUCCUCCUUCAUAUGCAGCCUCAACACCAUCCCCACCCUACCCCGCUUUCAUCAAGCUUUCCAGUGAUGCAGUCAGAGCUGCCGAUAAACAGGAGACCAGUCUGCCUGACCUAUAACCCAGCUGAAGGUGCAUGAAGAUCAGGGCCCACACACACAUCUCUAUCUUUGCUGGGCUUUUCCUUUGACUUCCUUUCAUUUAAUUUCUAACCCAUUUCUACUGUCUAAGAGUGACCGCAACCCUAACCUAACUCAGCCCUAAACCCUGACCCCAUAAUAACUCGGCUCAAUUUAUUUAUAUAGAGCAGCAGUUUUUCUUGUGGGAACCCGGCAUUUGGCCCCACAAGGAACCCUUGAUCCCCAAACGCGCAAUUGUUCUAAAAAAUGGGGCCAUAAUAUCCAUCCAUCCAUCCAUUUUCCAUCAUGCUUUGUCCCUGCUGGGGUGGCGAGGGAUUCUGGUGCCUAUCUCUAGCUGUCUUUGGGGCGAGAGGCGUUGUACACCCAGGACAACAACCAUUCAAACACACUCACAUCUAAGGAGAAUUUAGAGAAGCCAAUUAAACUAACAGUCAUGUUUUUUUACUGUGGGAGGAAGCUAAUCAUUACCAGACCAUACCUUACCAUUACCAGACCCUACCAUUACCAGACCCUACCAUUACCAGACCCUACCAUUAACAGACCCUACCAUUACCAGACCCUACCUAGCAAUUACCAGACCCUACCAUUAACAGACCCUACCAUUACCAGACCCUACCAUUACCAGACCCUACCUAGCAAUUACCAGACCCUAUCAUUACCAGAACCUUCCAUUGUUAGACCCUACCAUUAUCAGACCCUACCAUUACCAGACUCUACUAUUACCAGACUCUACCAUUAUCCGACUCUACCAUUACCAGAUCCUUCAAUUGUCAGACCCUUCCAUUGUCAGAUCCUUCCAUUACCAGACCCUACCUAGCCAUUACCAGACCCCUAAUCAUUACCAGACCCUACCAUUACAGACCCUACCUAGCCAUUAUCAGGCCCCUAACCAUUACCAGACCCUACAUAGCCAUUAUCAGGCCCCUAACCAUUACCAGACCCUACAUAGCCAUUAUCAGACCCCUAACCAUUACCAGAGGCGACCAAACCAUAACCUGAACCUAAACUGAAUUCACUUCUUCAUCCGAAACCUUAACCUUUAGCAAAGAGAGAAUUGGGGACCAGCAGAAUGUUCUCACUUUGAUAUUAACGGUCCCCACUCUGAUGCCAAAACAGGAUCACACACACAGUUUAACUUAAGUCUCUAAACUCUGGCAGAUCUUCACAACUUUUCCAGAAACAUCAAAUGUCUUCAAAGUUAGUUUUUGUUUCAUUUACUAACAUAAGUUAUCAGCUGCUCUGGUCCCAGAAAGGACUUUGAUGUGCUAGAGAGCAGCGGCGGCAGCCAGCCGGAUGCUGCAGCUUCUGGUUAGAUCCAUGUACAGGAGGGGGAGGCUUGAGUUCGUAGCUCAUCAGGGACUCUGAUUUCAGAUCAACAACAGAACGCUCACUAAGGAUUUGCUGUAGUAGUUCGGAUGGUGUUUACUUAGAACUCCACUGCCAUCUUUGACUCUAAACUGAUCCAUCCAUCAUCCACACAGCUUUGUCUUUGGAAGGAGAGCCGCUUGCUGGGAUCACUUGCUGCAUUCGACUCUUCCUGCUAUGCUGCCAUUAAACGCAGUCCUGUUUGAGUCCAGAUCAUACCAGACACAGCAGGGUUCAAAGUGCAAUUGGUAAUUUAACCUGCAAAACAAUAAUAAGAAACCAUGAAAGCAGGUAGUUGGAGCACAAGGUUUACUCAAUCAAGUUUAUUAAGAUCCCCACCAGGAAAAAAAACCUGUGGUUAGAACUAGUGAAAGAGUGAGCUUUAUUGGACUUCCAGAUGUUGGCUAUUUCAUUUUGAAGGUCCAGUAACUCCAAAGUCAGGAUCAGAUUGAGUCUUCCUGGAACACACCUUGUCCUUCUUAGGCUAUAAGACCUGGAAAAGGCAUUUGUUUGUCCUCUUUCUGGUGCCCUGCGGGGGCGCUCCAGUAGUACAGAGUGGUGGCCUUUACUAGGGGCCGUCUUGUCGCUGCACAGGUGGAGUAGGAGUUUGGUCCCCAUUGCUAGACCAUUUCCGAGUCCGUGUUGGACUCUGGCAGGGCUUCCCUUUCCCUGCUCAGAACCUCCAUGGACGAGAUAGGCAAGGUCAAUGUUCUGGUUUGGGGACCAGCAAAUUUCGUCUCUGCUUCUUCCAGAGACAGAAAUCUCUGCAGAAAGCACUGCUGACUCACUCCUAUCAAACCGACUGCAUGCACAGGGGUGGAUGGCACCAGAGGGGGGAAGGUCAGCAUCUGCUAUUCGGAGACCAUGGAUUUUGACUGGAAAAAGGUGGGUUGCCUAGUUCAGAGCAGUUUUGGUUUCCUGCCUCUAAGUGAAGGACUUCUAGUAUCUUGGGUCCUGUUCAUUAGUGAGGGGAGAUGGACAGACGGAUCUGUGCAGAUGCCUCUAUAAUGCUGAUGCUGCAAUAGACCGGAAUAGUAAAGAGAAAGCUGAAAGCAAAGUUUACCAAUUUAGUGGUUUGUCUACCCUCCUGCUCUCUUCUAUGACCAUGAAAUUAUCGUUAUGGCCAAAGUAGGUGAUGUUAUAUACAAGCGGCUGGAAUUAGCCUCCUCUGCAGGGAGGCUGGGCUCUCCCUCAGAGAGAGGGUGAGGAGCUCGGUCAUCAGGGAUAGACUCAGAGUAGAGCUGCUUCUCCUCCAGUUCAGGAGGAGUCAGCUGAGGAUCAGACAUCCCCUUCAAAUGCUGCCUGGACACCACCCAUGGAAGGUGUUCCACGCACGUCCCACUGGGCGGAGACCACGGGGACAACCCAGGACACACUGCAGGGACUAUGUCUCUCAGUUGGAACACCUCAGGCUUCCCCCAGAGGAGCAGGAGAAGGUGUCUGGGAGUCUCUGCUGAGUCACGCAUAGACUGUGGUCUACAUAUGAGGCCACUGGGGCUCAAUGGUGGGGUUAGUUGCCUUUUGAUUGGAAGGUUGCCGGUUGGCUUCCUAUGGCCUCAUAUGGCCUUUCAAUGUGCCCCAGGAUCCUUGCAUUACUGCAUGCAGGUGCUCAUGUUUGUGCAAGCAGCUUUGGGUGGUAAAAAACUCUUAGCCAUGUUCGUCUCCUGAACCAAGUGUCCUUUUUAGGGUGGCUCCUGAGGUUUUUUUAUUUGAAACUUCUGCCUUGAAAGAGACAAACUGAUGUUUGGAAGUGAUGACAGUUUUCCUUGUUGAUGUGUGAAUAUUCCUCCAGACACCAGGGGGAGGUAUGCAUGGCUUUCUGGUAAAAGAAACCACCAGCUGUAGGGCUCAGAUAGACAUCAUCCUAGACUCUCCCAUGAUGCGACCAUAUGGUGCUAAUCUGUGGUAUUUUUGGUAUGAUGUUAUCAGUGUGAUGCAGAGUCUGUGAUUUAGAGUUUUGUCAACAUUCAUCAGUGUGAUGGCGGUGGGGAAGAAGCUGUUGCAGAACUUGCUGGUCCUGCAUUGA
This is a messenger RNA of Cyprinodon variegatus (sheepshead minnow), 5141 nucleotides long. RefSeq names its product zinc finger protein PLAG1-like (gene plag1). Lineage: Eukaryota; Metazoa; Chordata; Actinopteri; Cyprinodontiformes; Cyprinodontidae. The transcript has 3 exons. Bases 243 to 1682 code for a protein of 479 amino acids. The record is from RefSeq and is a predicted model, not a curated record.